GGAUAGGAUCAGAUCCAUUCUGUACAGAAUAGACAGAGAACAGAACAACAGCUGCUCCACCGCCGGCUAUGCUACUUCUCCACCCGGACACCGCUCCACUCCUUCGCCGAAAGUACAUCCACCGGGGCUCUCGCCAGAACUUUCACCAUGACAACUCUAAACCAAUACCAUCCUUCUGGUCUUCUUCUCGUCACUCUUCACGGAUUUCCGACAGAGCUGUUAACCACAGCGUUUUAGCCAGCCUGACCAGGUCGGCUAACACUUCUGUUCAGUCUGACAGCACUGGUGUCAACUUCGGUCUGCUUAACAUCCGCUCGCUUACAAGCAAGGGACAUCUCGUCCAGGAUCUCCUCACCGACCGUAAGUUUGACUUUUUGUGUUUGACUGAGACGUGGCAACAGCCCAAUGACUUUUCGCAGCUCAACGACUCCACUCCCUCGGGGUUUGUUUACACCUGCCAACCUCGUGAGUCCGGCCGCGGUGGAGGUCUUGCGGUAAUUUAUCGCGAGAAUUGGAAAGUCUCGCCGUUAUCUGUACCUGUCUUCAGUUCUUUUGAAUCCGUUGUUUGUCAACUCUCAGGUCCUGUUCCAACUGUUAUUGCUGUUAUUUACCGCCCUCCAAAGUCUACUUCUGUUUUUAUAAGUGAUUUUACUGAUCUGCUGACCCACUUGGCUACUGUUUCUCCUAAUAUAAUACUACUGGGAGACUUUAACAUUCAUAUGGACAAUAGUAAUCAUCCUCUUACCAAAGACUUUUCAUCUUGCCUCGAUAGCUUGGAUUUUAAACAAUAUGUAAACUUUCCCACUCAUACUAAAGGUCAUACUUUGGACCUAGUUUGUUGCUCUGGACUUGCUCCUCUCAACUGCAAAGCCGAUGAACUGUUAUUCUCUGAUCAUUUUCUUCUCUCUUUCAAUGUCAAAAUGACCUUUUCUAUAACCAAGAUCCCUCGAACCAUUUCUUUUUCGGAAUAUUAA
Messenger RNA from Polypterus senegalus (gray bichir), 974 nucleotides. RefSeq lists its product as uncharacterized. NCBI's taxonomy places the organism in Eukaryota, Metazoa, Chordata, Cladistia, Polypteriformes, Polypteridae. The transcript has 2 exons. Gene Ontology annotation, molecular function: catalytic activity. The record is from RefSeq and is a predicted model, not a curated record. The coding region runs from base 69 to 974 and encodes 301 amino acids.